AUGACAACCGCAGCCGCAACUCAAACGGUCCCAGACACUCUCCAUUAUGACUCGGGGUACCAGGACCAGGAUUCCGACUUUAGUUCCGAUGACGGUCAGGAAUUCCACGUUGAGGAACGAACAGGGAGAUCAUGGCCGACCAAGAUGCUUCACGCCAUGAUCAAGCCCAUCAAGCCCAGGCUCGUCAAGACAGGACAGGUUUCGUCUGCUGAUCCAACACGCUGCAAGCCGUCUCGCGGAGCACGCAGACGAUGCGAUGUCGAGGAGCGUCGAGUGGAGGGAGUCUGGACUUACGAGUUGACACCCAAAGCAUCGUCUGAUGAACCACGAAAAGGAUAUGCUAGAAGGAUACUGUACUAUGCAGGAGGAGGAUGGCAGGCCCCUCCGACUGGCCAGCACUGGACUUUCUGCGCAGAGAUGGUUCAGCAACUACAAGACACCAGGCUCACCAUCAUCAGCUACCCAAUAGCGCCCAAGGAUCGGGUACAAGACUCAUUCCCGGCCGUCAUCAAGACAUACAACGCGCUGUUGCAAGAGUCCUCAGAGCUUGGUGAGCGCGUCAUUGUUGCUGGGGACAGUUCUGGCGGAAACAUUGCUUUGUGCAGUGUUCUCUGGACAAUGAGAGAUCAAGAUGUUCAAGUCAUUCGACCGCCCCAAGCUAUACUGGCCAUCAACCCAACAACAGACUUGAGCCAUAAGAAUGCCGACAUCAAAGAGGUUGACAAGGUCGACCCCAUCUUGAGUGAGGCUGCCAUCCACGAUACGGCUGGUAAAUGGGCGCCCGGUGUCUCUGAGAGCUCCCACACACCUGAUGACUCCAUCUCCAAGGGUCACCCCAACGAGCGUCUGGACUGGAGUGUUGACGACCCGCGGGUGUCGCCUAUCCACGCAGACCUGAGCAUGUGCGUCAAGCACAAUGUCAAGAUCCACGGCAUCACGGCCUCACAUGAUGUUCUGGGCCCCGAGGCUGUCGUGUUUCGAGAGAAGUGCAGGAACGAAGGUAUCGAUGGCGAGUGGCUGGCUUGGGAGCAGCAGAUGCAUUGUUUCCCCUUGGCGUACAAGUAUGGACUGAAGGAGAGCAAGGAGGGAUUGGAGUGGAUUAUUGAUGUUCUAAAGCGGAGUUAG
Molecule: messenger RNA, 1125 nt
Organism: Fusarium pseudograminearum CS3096
Lineage: Eukaryota; Fungi; Ascomycota; Sordariomycetes; Hypocreales; Nectriaceae
Exons: 1
Coding region: 1-1125 (374 amino acids)
Molecular function (GO): hydrolase activity
Source: RefSeq, a predicted model, not a curated record